This is a messenger RNA of Asparagus officinalis (garden asparagus), 2673 nucleotides long. Its product is annotated as organellar oligopeptidase A, chloroplastic/mitochondrial-like. Lineage: Eukaryota; Viridiplantae; Streptophyta; Magnoliopsida; Asparagales; Asparagaceae. Gene Ontology annotation, biological process: peptide metabolic process; proteolysis. Gene Ontology annotation, molecular function: metalloendopeptidase activity. The record is from RefSeq and is a predicted model, not a curated record.
GCUUACUCUUCAACUUCCAUUUUUACCCCCAAACGAUUCCCCAAGUACCUCCUCUAUCCCCUCAUCUCCUCCUCCCUCUCUCUCCAUCGCGGCCCUCACAAAUCCACCACCACCACCAGGUUCUUCUCCGCCACCAUGACCACCGGCGAUGACGCCAGCACCGCCGCCUCGAACCCUCUGUUACAAGAUUUCACUUUCCCACCAUUCGACGGGCACGUGCGGCCGGGGAUCCGAUCGCUGCUGAAGAAACUGGAAGGGGAUCUGAUUGAGUUGGAGAACACGGUGGAGCCGACGUGGACGAAGCUGGUUGAGCCUUUGGAGAGGAUUGUUGAUCGGUUGCAGGUUGUUUGGGGGAUUGUGAAUCAUUUGAAGGCGGUUAAGGAUUCGGCCGAGCUUAGGACUGCGAUUGAAGAAGUUCAGCCUGAGAAGGUUAAAUUCCAGCUUAGACUGGGACAAAGUAAGCCCAUUUAUGAAGCGUUCAAGGCUAUUCAAGAUUCUCCAUCUUGGUCAAAUCUUACCGAAGCCCGCAAACGUAUAGUAGAAGCCCAGAUUAAGGAAGCUGUUCUUAAUGGUGUGGCUCUUGAGGAUGAAAAAAGAGAGAAAUUUAAUGAAAUUGAACAGGAACUUGAAAAAUUAUCACAGAAGUUCAGUGAAAAUGUCUUGGAUGCUACCAAGAAAUUUGAAAAGCUAAUCACAGACAAGAAAGAAAUUGAAGGUUUACCUGCCACAGCCCGUGGUCUUGCUGCACAAACAGCUGUAUCCAAAGGUCAUGAAAAUGCUUCAGCUGAAGAUGGACCUUGGGUGAUCACACUAGAUGCUCCAAGCUUUGUUCCAGUCAUGCAGCAUGUGCAAAACCGAUCAUUGCGCGAAGAAGUUUAUCGUGCUUAUGUUUCCCGUGCAUCUAGUGAAGAUCUCGAUAAUACUCUUAUCAUUGAUAAAAUUCUAAAACUUAGGUUGGAGAAAGCUAAACUUCUUGGCUAUACUAAUUAUGCGGAGGUAAGCAUGGCAAUGAAAAUGGCUACAAUAAGUUCAGCAGAAGAGCUUCUCGAAAAACUAAGAAGCGCUUCUUGGAACCCUGCAGUACAAGAUAUGGAAGAUCUUAAGACAUUUGCCGGAGAAAAGAAAGCUGCAGAAGCCAAUGAACUGACUCACUGGGACAUUAAUUUUUGGAGUGAAAGACUUCGGGAGGCGAAGUAUGACAUCAAUGAGGAGGAACUGCGCCCCUUCUUUUCGUUACCUAAGGUUAUGGAUGGCCUUUUUAACUUAGCAAAUAAACUUUUCCAGAUAACCAUUGAACCAGUUGAUGGCUUGGCUCCUGUUUGGAAUCCUGAUGUCAGAUUUUAUUGUGUCAAAGAUUCUUCAGGCAGCCCAAUUGCCUAUUUCUACUUCGACCCUUAUUCAAGGCCGUCUGAGAAACGUGGUGGGGCAUGGAUGGAUGAAGUUUUCGCUCGCAGCCGUGUACUUGCGCAUGAUGGUUCCUCUGUUAGGUUGCCUAUUGCACACAUGGUGUGCAAUCAAACACCACCUGUUGGGGGAAAACCAAGUCUCAUGACCUUCCGCGAGGUUGAGACUGUUUUCCAUGAAUUUGGCCAUGCACUUCAGCAUAUGCUUACUAAACAAGAUGAGGGACUAGUAGCUGGAAUUCGGGGAAUAGAAUGGGAUGCUGUCGAACUACCAUCUCAAUUUAUGGAAAAUUGGUGUUAUCAGAGAGAUACGCUAAUGAGCAUUGCAAAACAUUAUGAAACUGGGGAAGCUCUUCCUGAAGAAGUAUAUUUGAAGCUUCUUGCUGCAAGAACAUUCCGUGCUGGCUCUCUUAGUCUUCGUCAGAUACGGUUUGCUAGCAUUGAUUUAGAACUUCACACAAAAUAUAUUCCAGAUGGACCAGAAUCUGUAUAUGACAUUGAUCAGAGGGUAGGGAAGCGGACACAAGUUAUUCCUCCUCUGCCAGAGGACAGGUUCCUUUGUAGUUUCAGCCAUAUAUUUGCAGGUGGAUAUGCUGCUGGAUACUAUAGUUAUAAGUGGGCAGAGGUUUUAUCAGCUGAUGCUUUCUCAGCCUUUGAGGACGCUGGAUUAAACAGUGAUAAGGCCAUCAAGGAAACUGGUCACAGGUUCAGAGAAACAAUUCUUGCUCUUGGAGGCGGAAAAGCACCUCUUCAGGUAUUUGUUGAAUUCCGAGGACGUGAACCAUCACCGGAGCCUUUACUAAGGCACAAUGGUCUUUUGCCUGUUUCUGCCUCUGCUUGAUGCCGUGAUAUUCUGAAAUGUAUUCAUAAAAUGAAUACUGCACAUCACAGGAUCUAUCCCUGAACUUUGAAGCUGAUUUGAUUGGAGUUGCGAAAUGACUUUCAGACCAGAAUUAGGGUCUUGGUGCUAUGACAAUUGCUAUUGGUUGGGAGUUGGAAGUAUCAAUUUCUAUUUUAUGAUUUAUUUUCCUUUUCCUUUUCCUUUUCCCAAAGCGGUUAUUUAUGUUGAAUAAGUGGUAACUUAAAAUUGUCGAUAUUAUAUUUUUUUAUUAGCGCUUCUCGUAUCUGUGUUCAUUGGGAUUAUAUUACGAUAGUGUUGUGGUUUCGUUUCCUUCGCAUCAUUGGAUAAGCUGCUGAAGGUUAGAAAUGUUGAUUAUCAAUGUAGUUUGUUGUAAUGUACUCUGUUGAUUCGAUUGGUUUUGUUUUCUUC